UGGCCUGCGUGUACGUGUACGUGUAUCGAAUGGAAAGAAUUUCUUCAACUUGUUUAAAAUCAAGAGAAUAUGAGCACAUAAUGGAUUAAGAAAUUUCUACAAUAUUGAUCAGAAUGGCAAACUCGGCUGGAUACAAGCUGCGCACAGCCGCCCAUAAACACUUGACAGACUCAGAAUGCACAACACUCAAGAUAUGUAUCCGGAGAUUCAGGGAGACCCAGUCAGUGCUUGGACUUUGCACGUCUCUCCAGAGGUUUUUGGAUACCCCAGAUAAAGUGCAUUUGAUGACUCUUAUCUUUCCAAUGAUUCCUAAGGACCUUUUAGUUGACUUUGACAACUUGUCCCGUCUGCAAUUUGAGUAUUACAGCACCCUGGUUAGACCUAAGCUUGUGGAGAAGUACAAACUAGAUGGUGCAAGGAAGACAAGUCCAAACAAAGGAUUGAGCAGAAAAUCCUCUUCACGUGUCUUAUUGCCAGUGGAACAACUGCACAACCUAGCAGAGGCCAGAGAACACACCAUGGAAACAUUCAAAGGCAGACGCAGUGAGGUUCAUCGUAAUGGAAGCCAACGGGCUGUAGAGCUGACCAGAGUAGCAAAGGAACAUAAGCGUAGCAAGACAUAUCAUGCUCCUGAACAGCCUGUUAGUGGGGAUGAAGCCAGUAGGUCAGGAUUUCGUGAACCACAGCCUCCAGUAUUCAAUACAAGCCAAACAAGUAGCGAUUCCACACCAAGAGUUAGACUAGGAGAGCUCAAGCAGGAGGCUACACCUAAAUCACUCCAGGUACGGCGAGUAACACUUGAGAGGCGAGAUGGACAAUCUUUUGGUUUCUGUAUUCGAGGUGGCAUUGAUCUUAACACUGGAAUCUUUGUCUCUGAAGUGGAUGCUGGGGGCCAAGCUGAACGAAAGGGAAUGAAAGUAGGAGAAAGAAUUCUCAAGGUGAAUAAUGUUGUAUUUAAGAGUAUCAGUCAUUCACAAGCUGUAGUAGCUAUCAAGUCUGCUCCUCGUAUUCAUGUCUACCUUGCACCACUUGGUCAAAUGCCUGGUUCUACUGGUACAACACCGAGGAUUGAUGAGAACAAAAUUGGAAGCCUUUGCAGCCAGUUGAGAUUACCAAGCACAGAUACAAUUAAUACAGAAUCUUCCAAGUCUAGGGUUCGAAAGGUCACUAUCCUGGCUGAAGAAGAUGGUUGGCUUGGUUUCAGUAUUAGAGGUGGAACAGAUCAGAAUAUGGACAUAACGGUUGCUAAUGUAGAUAGUUCAUCACCAGCUGACAGAGCAGGCCUGAAGAAGGGAGAACGCAUUUUGAAGGUGAAUGGUUCGCCAGUUGAAGGAUUAGAACACAUGCAUAUUGUCAAUCUGGUUUUGUCUGCUAGUAUUGUUGUUCUUCAUGUGAAACCUGCUCCAAGGAGAUCAUCUCAGAGUAGUGCUGUAUCAUCCAAGAUGAGGGGUCGUCAUGUGUCAUCAAGCUCAUCUACCGCAAGCAAAGGAGCAAAGCAAGACUUUGCCUCUGGAAAUGAAUUUGAUGAAUCUCUAACUCAGUCUAGUGUACGGCGAGGUCUAAGGUCACCCAUACCAGAGACAGCCCAGGAGAUUGCACAGUUUGUUGCUGAGAUGCAGUCAACCCCACCUGUAUCUACUUCGACACCUCUCCCACCUGACGAUGAUCCUAGACUUAUCAAGAAUAGGAAUCAGUAUCUGAGAGAGAUGUACAAUGGUGCUGCCACAGAUGAGGAUAGUAUCCUUCAAGGCAUGAGGGAUGAAGGUGGUGGUGGUGACCUAGAUGCUCCUCUUCAUCUCAACCUCUCCAACCUGUCUGGGAGAACACUGGAAGAAUCAUCACAUCAGAAUGCAAGAGGGAUGGAUCUAGUAGAUGGAAAUGAAGACUUUGAGAGCACUAGUCCACGGAGAGGUUCCAAGUUUGAUCAGGGCACUAUUCGCCUGAAUCUCGCUAAAGGUAGCAUGAAGGACACAAUGAAGGAAGCUAAGCUGAUCAACAUUGAUAUUGAUUUUGAAAAUGAUGUGGUUGAUAAGAAGCAGAGAAAGCAUGUAAAAGAUUUGUUUGAACAGAAGCAAGAGACCAAUCGUAACUUAAGUCCAUCUCCUAACAGGCAAGGAUCACACUGUAAACAGAUUCCAGAUGGAUAUACACCUCGUAUGAACAUUCUUAGCAGUCCCUAUACACACUUUGAUCGUGAAAAUAACAUCAAAGCUGAGUCAUUGACCCCAUCAUCUAAAGAAUUAAAAGGAGCCAUUAAAACUGCUUCAAGUCAGAUCAGUAAUGAGUUGACUGGAAAGAGUAAGGGUAUGACAACCUGCAAUGUGCCACCUUCACCUCACAAUGAAUCAAGUCCUGUGUCAAAGUUCAUCCAUAAAGUGCUUAGACGAAGAAGCAGUGGAGGAAAAGAUUUACUGAAGAAGAGUGGAACAAGUCCUUCAAACAGCAUAGGUAGAACUGAUUCUCUUCAUGGUACCCGCAGAUCUUUGAGACUUGAUAAUAUCAUACCUGAGCCAACUAUCCAAGGAAGUGCCUAUGAUUCUAUGAAAAUCCGUGGUGGUGAUUUUAGUUCUACUGAUGGAGAUUAAGAAAGUAUCUUAAUGGAUCUUAGACAAACUGGCUGAAAAUAUAUUGUUAAUUUGUUUCUCUCUAAUCAUAUCUCAAAAUCACGAAUAUCUAAAGGCGACCGCUCACCUUACGAUUGGUCUGCGACCCGAUUUCAGAAUAAAAUGUAGUAGAAUUUGAUGCUAAUAUUGAGACUUGGAAUAUCU
Lytechinus variegatus (green sea urchin) is the source of this 2768-nucleotide messenger RNA. RefSeq lists its product as uncharacterized. Gene Ontology annotation, cellular component: stereocilia ankle link complex; cilium; plasma membrane. Lineage: Eukaryota; Metazoa; Echinodermata; Echinoidea; Temnopleuroida; Toxopneustidae. Gene Ontology annotation, molecular function: protein binding. The transcript is spliced from 10 exons. The record is from RefSeq and is a predicted model, not a curated record. The coding region runs from base 114 to 2585 and encodes 823 amino acids.